Molecule: messenger RNA, 687 nt
Organism: Pochonia chlamydosporia 170
Lineage: Eukaryota; Fungi; Ascomycota; Sordariomycetes; Hypocreales; Clavicipitaceae
Product: expression library immunization antigen 1
Exons: 2
Coding region: 1-687 (228 amino acids)
Source: RefSeq, a predicted model, not a curated record
AUGAAAUCCUUUGCGCUGCUGUCUGCUCUCUGUGGCGUGGGAUCUGCACACUUUCUUCUCAACUACCCAAAGUCAAUUGGGUUUGAUGAUGCAAGUGAAGACAAAGGACCAUGUGGCGGGUUCACACCGGAUUUCUCCAAGAACGUAGUCGAUUUUCAUGUGGGCGGUGAUGCCAUCUCCACGAAGCUUACCCAUCCCCAAGGCAACUGGCUUUUCCGCGUCACCACCGAUGAAAAGGCCGAAUCUGGCUGGGAACAGAUCUUCCCCAUUGUUCAACAGAGCGGGCUAGGAGAUUUCUGUCAACCUCAAGUCACCGUCCCAAGCUCCUUGGUCGGCAAGAAGGGCGUUUUGAGUGUUGUCUCGUCUGCAACUGACGGACUUUUAUUUCAGUGUGCUGUUGUCAACUUCGUCGAGGGCAAGGGAACCAAACCUUCUGCUUGCGUUAACGCGACAAGCGUCAAAGCCUCCUUCGUCGACGAUGAUAAGCUGACCGCCCUCGUUGGCAACAGCUCAACACCCUCGCCUACCGGGACCUCUGGGUCUGGUUCACAAACGUCUGCGACUUCGAAGUCCACACACACUGGCGCAGCAUCAUCCCUCCAUGCUUGGUCGACCAGCAGCGCCGGAUGGAGCAGCGCGUUGACUGUGUUGUGCAUGGCCGCACUCGGUGGAGCUCUUAUGAUCUGA